AUGCCCUUGACAUCAUCUGCACCGCCCGUGCCGGUGAAUGCUAUGCCCUCUCCAGUCCUGUCUGACAUAUUGCCAGGACAACCCACCCCAGCAUCAGCAAAGGAAGCCUUGAUGGCCGGGCAUGCCCAAGGAGAUAGCUUUCCGGAUGAAAAGCCAGUCGACAACAAGGAGCCCGAGAAGGAGGACGCCUCAAGCCACGAGCAAAGCGAGACACUCCGGGAUGGACACAGCGAGGAUGAGGAUGAGUACAAGAAGCGCUACAAUGCAGCAGAGGCGAAGGUCCGCCGAUUAUGCGAGCCGAAGGCAAAGAGCGGCAAGAUCGAAGCGGACAAAGCCCUCGUGAGCCAGUGGCGUCAUAAAGGACAUUCCCGAAUCCAAUUGGUGAAAUUGAUGAUGGAAGCAGUGUUCCAGCAGAAGCUGGAAGUAUACCGCAAAACGGAGACGUUCCGGAAGAUGCAGACAAAGGGUGGCUACUACAACGAGGCGGAUAUGCGCAAACCUGUCAGCGAGGGUGGGCUUGCCUAUGGUACGCAGAAGAUCAAAAAGGUGAAGGCUAAGUGCGAGCAAGAGGGCCUCUACCGGCUGCUUUCCUGGAAAUAUUUUGAAAACGAGAUCGAGUACUGGGUAGACGUUCGCACUGAGGGCUUGAGAGGAUCCGAUGAACGGGAUGGUGUCAUAGAGUCCGGAAAGGCUGAUGCAGAUGGGUUUGCCUCCCAAGCCCUGGAUGCUGGCCCGCUCCGAAUUGUGCCGGCCCGAUCUUCCGACGAGAACCUCCCAGGCCUCAAGCAGGAGCAGGGGAUGAAGGGCGAUGCCAUCAUUGGCAAGAUGCUGGACGAGGCCAUCAAUGCCAGGAACAAGCUGGACAAGUUCCUGAAAAAGAUGGUGAAAGAUGAUGCUGUCACGGAGGUUGUCCUGCAGCUGAACAAGCUCUAUGACGAGCUGGCUGGAUAUCAAGCCGAGGCAAAGGUCAACGGUGUCGAUGCGAAUUUUCUCUGCUUUAAAGUGUUGCAGACGAUGCUGGAUGAGAACUACAAGAGCAUCAAACGGCAGUGCGUGCUGGCUGUUUCCUUUGAGAUCAAGAACCGGUCCCUGAAGCGCAAGAUUUCGGACCCCAGCCAGGUUCGUGCUGCCCCCAAGGCCGCCCCCAAGAGUGAGUCAAAGGAUGUGGGUAGCUGGCAGCAAGGCUCAGAAGUGCGAGUUUUUCUGAAAGCUUGCAUGGCAAGUCUGGACUGGAUACGCAAUGCUACCUACAAAGCACGGGAUUAUGUCCGCAGCUAUGGCAGAGGCGAAGCUGUGCUUGCUGAUUUCUGGGCGAACUACUGCUUGGAAAACCCGGACCAUCCAGUGGCUGAUGACAUUCAUGCUGGUACUGUUGACCCUUCUUACCUUGUUCCCCUGAAUCUUCAUGGAGAUGGAGGCCGCACAUAUAAGAAAUCAGAGCUAAUGGUGCUUCAGUUUCAGUCUUGCAUCGGCCGUGGAACAAAUCUUUCCGAGAAACGAGGACAGAAGAGGAGGUUGGGUUUCGAUGUGGAAGCUGCGCAAGUGAACCUUCGAGGACAUUCGUUGUCGACACGAUAUCUCAUUUCAGUUAUGGUCAAAAAGUAUUACAUUGAGGAUGCCAGCCCUUUGCUCGCGUUGCUUGGUCACGUUUCUGAUUGGUUUGGCGAUCUAUACAAGGAAGGGCUCAUCAUAGACCAACAACGCUGGAGAUUCUUGCCCAUAGGCUUGAAGGGGGACCUCGUGUUCCAGGCAAAAGCAGCUUCUCUCACGAGAAGUUUUGCACACGUUCGCAAGCGAGCGCCCACGAACAAAUCAAAGGGGCUCGUUGGAUGCUGCCCUUGGUGUUUGGCAGGAACGCCUGGAGUAGGCUUUGAGGAUCUGAGUGCUGCCGAGCCUGAAUGGUUGUGUACGUCAGGGGACAACAAUCCCAUGCCCUGGACUGCUUUACCUAGCUUGCUACGAAGCAUACCGCAUGCUCCCGACGCGGCUUCAUACUUGAAAAUCGAUUUGUUCCAUGUGCUCAACCUUGGAGUUUACAAAGAGUUUGCAGCUUCUUCCUUGUGCCUCAUGCUGCCUCUGCUUGCUGGCAGCUCCAACGAGGAGAACAUGAAUGCUAUGAAUCGAAAACUCAAAGCCUUCGUCAAGGAGAACCGCCUGACCUUUCACGCUGCCAAGCUUACUUUGGAUUUGAUCGGUGCCGGUACCCCCAAUUCCUAUGCUUGCGGCAGCUGGAACAAAGGACAAGAUUCUGUUGUUCUCAUGCAAUUCUUGCCAUGGUUGCUGGACCAGCUUUCUGCUAAAGACAGGCCGUACAAGUACAUUUCGGAAGGAGCUAAGGCUAUCGGCAAGUGUCUGCAUACAUUGUAUGAGGAGGAAGCCUUCAUGCCCCUCGGUGCUGCUCAUGAAGCAGCAGAGUCCGGAUUCCGGUUCUUGCUUUGCUAUGCCAAGCUAGUGGAGUAUUCGAUGCAGCAUGCCCGCUUGCUGUACAAUUUAACCCCGAAGAUACAUUACUUUCACCAUGUCAUAUGGUCCCUGCGUGCUGCUGCACGUGACAAGCAGGGGCUCCAGAGGGUUUACAAUCCAGUGUGCAAUAGCACAAGUCAAUGCGAGGACUUUAUUGGCAACAUAGCCAGGCUUUCUAGAAGAGUCUCACCCAAGCUUCCACAUACCCGUGUGCUACGCCGCUAUCAGGCAGCUCUUGCGGACAAGAUGGGUUUGCUUGACUGA
Symbiodinium pilosum is the source of this 2727-nucleotide messenger RNA. The record is from the annotation of a GenBank genome assembly. NCBI's taxonomy places the organism in Eukaryota, Dinophyceae, Suessiales, Symbiodiniaceae.